AUGGCGUCGUGGAUGAGACCGACGGACCAAACGAGUCGGUUUCUGGACAGGCAUUUUGUUUAUGAAGGUGCAUUUGUGAUGUCAUUUCGGGUCACAGCAUUUGAAGUUGAAAUUGAGAAAGAUCAUCAACGCCUCGCCAUCAUCAUCGUCCUCUCCUCCAGCGGCAUGGUCAGCCCCGGGGACAUGGCUUUCGUUCUCUUCUCCUUCCUCUACAUCUUCUUCCUCUCAAAGUUUGUGUUCCCCAUCCCCCCUUCUUCUCAAGAGCCCCAAUUCUUCAACCCCCGCAACAAGCUCCUUCGCCUCUACAUUGUCCUCAGCGUCCUCAUCGGCCUUGUCCUCCCCAUAGCCUACAUCUUCGAGGGCGUUCUCGAGAACGACCAGCUAGGGAUCAAAGCAGCUACACCACCUGUUUUUCUCUUUGCGUGUCAACUUUUCAUGGACGGAGUGGUUUUUGGUGACAGAUUUUCCACUCCGAUACGCAUUUUCGUGCCGGUUUUGUACAACUCCAAGAGGAUUUUUACCCUAGUGGAUUGGCUUAGAAGUGAGUUCUCGAAACAAGAUGAAGAAGUGUACGGUGGCUCUGCGAGGAGGCUGUACGUUGGGAGAGUGCUUGCAGUUGUUAACUUGGCGUUUUGGUCGUUUAAUCUUUUCGGGUGCUUGUUGCCUGUUUAUCUUCCUAAGGCUUUCAAGAAACAUUACUCGGCUUACAGUGAAGUCAAAGAUUGA
Malus domestica (apple) is the source of this 726-nucleotide messenger RNA. RefSeq lists its product as uncharacterized. Lineage: Eukaryota; Viridiplantae; Streptophyta; Magnoliopsida; Rosales; Rosaceae. The record is from RefSeq and is a predicted model, not a curated record.